Erpetoichthys calabaricus (reedfish) is the source of this 6839-nucleotide messenger RNA. It is a transcript of the gene mcm3ap, whose product is annotated as minichromosome maintenance complex component 3 associated protein. Gene Ontology annotation, cellular component: cytoplasm; nucleus; transcription export complex 2. NCBI's taxonomy places the organism in Eukaryota, Metazoa, Chordata, Cladistia, Polypteriformes, Polypteridae. Gene Ontology annotation, molecular function: RNA binding. The transcript is spliced from 29 exons. Gene Ontology annotation, biological process: mRNA export from nucleus. The record is from RefSeq and is a predicted model, not a curated record. The coding region runs from base 289 to 6570 and encodes 2093 amino acids.
GACAUUUGCUGUUUGGGUUUGAAACGUUUUCUAUUUAUAAACCGAAAUCGGUAUCGGAUAAGCCAGCAGAGGAGAACAAAUACGGAAAAUACUCGGAAAUUAUGUGAGAGCGUUUUAGCUGUCCUGCAUAGUUUUUUUUUUCGUCCUAUUUAUAUUCAUGAGGUACCCUACUAAAGAAGAUCAAUCGGGUGUCUCAUGGCGCAGUGUCAUUUUAAUUAAAGUAACUCGCUGAGGUUGCUGUGAAUACGUCAUUAUUUUAGUAGGCAGUGAUUUUUUUUUCCCUUCACCAUGAAUACAAAUAAUCCUUUUGGCAGUCAACAGCAACAAAGCCCCUUCCAGAGUAAUGUGCCUAGUGGAAUAUUUGGUUCCCAGUCACCUUUUGGACAGCAAGGUUUUGGGAACACUGGACAGAAUCCUUUAUUUGGGCAAACAUCUGCUUUUGGGCAGCAAUCUGCUUUUAGUCAAUCGGGAGCAUUUGGAUCUUUAGGGCAGCCAUUGCGUUUUGGUCAGUCUUCUCCCUUUGGGCAAUCUCAAGUGCUUGGGCAAGGUUCAGCUUUUGGCCAAGGCUUGGGUUCAAACCAAAGUCCUGCACUUUCACAAGUAUCCAGUCAGGCUUCUGGGACAGGACAGCCACCUCCUUACACACAAUCUUUUUCAUUUGGGCAGUCGUCUGGACUGGGACAAGCAGCUGUUGGCUUUGGCCCACCUCCUGCAUACUCUCAGUCAAAUAUGAUGGGUCAAAGCCCAGCAUUUGGACAAACCCAGGGCUUGGGCCAGCAGCCAUCUGCUUUCUCUAAUCCUUCUGGGAUCUCCCUACCUCUUUUCCAAAACUCAUCUUCUACAUCAACAGGUUCAAGCCAAAAUAUGGGGUUCACAAAAUCAGAUACACCAAGUUUUGGUCAACCCACCCCUUCCUUUACUCUGCCUUUGGCAACAUCUGCCAGUGAAGUGAAAACUCCAGCCACCAAGAUUGUUACUUUCUCACUUCCUCCUCCUUCCAGUGCAAGCAUUUUUUCAGCAUCAUCUUCAGGCUUUGGUGGUAUAGAUGCACCACCCCAUGGCUUUGGCAAGUCAGAGUUUAGCUUUAGACCUAUUUUUGCAAGCCCAGGUACUUCCAGUCAACAGCAGCAAAGUGCCCCUUUUGGCUCAAAUCAGCCUUCCACUAGUGGUAGCAGCAGUACCAGUAACAAUUCUGUUUUUUCUCUUUCAGCUGCAACUUCAGGAGAGGUAUCAAAGUUUAGCUUUCCUCCACCAGUGUUUUCAUCAUCUGGUAGUAGUGGAGUUACUAGUGUUUCACAGGAAAGUGGUAGAGACUUGCAGUUUAAUUUUUCAAAUUCUGUAACCCCAUCUACAAACAACAGUAGUAUGACUCUUUCACAAGCUGCCACCAGUGUAGGUAGUUUACCCAGCUUUAGCUUUUCUGACAAAAACACAGACACAGCAUUGACUCCUAAAUCUGCCUUUGCUGUGUCUGGGACUGGAGUGAACCAACCAAUGAGCUCAGCAUCAUUUAGUUCAAAAAAUAAACAGACUGACGAACUUGUGAAGCCUGAUGACAGUCAAGCACAAGGAGUUUCCUACGGUGUCUCAAAGGGUCUUAAAAGAAAAGAUGAGUUUGAUGAUCGAGGGCCACACCAGAUGCAGGAUGAUCAAGAAGAUGGCAGUAAAGGAGCUAGCAGUGGAACACAACUUCCUCCAAAACGAUCGCUUGUGAAAUUGCAAGGCCCAACUGGAGGUCUUUUUCGCAAUGCUCUUAGUGGCUUGCUGAAAGCCUCGAGCCAUCAUGACCCAAAAAAAGCUGAGGUGCGACACCAGGAACGGGGAGAGACGGAGAAAACCUCUCAAGCAGUGCACUUGACACGGUCCCCUCAUAGGCCUUCUGCUCCACUUCCCAGAGGAGCUGCUGAGAAGCCAAAGGAGCACUCUGAUGACUCAUCAGACAGCAAGACUCCUUCUCGACGUGUUUGCCGCUCACAGAGCACUGACAGCCUAGGAGGUCUGUCUUCCAGUGAAUUUACAUCAAUUGCAUGUAAAAAUAUCCCGUCAAACUUAAAUAAAAGAGAAAUAAUAGAAAAGCAUUUCAGUCGCUUUGGCAGAGUGCAGAAGAUUUACUGCAGACCUCAAAAAAACUUGGCUAUUGUUCAUUUCCAUGACCAUGCUUCUGCAUCUAAAGCUAAGAAGAAAGGAAAAUCUUUCCACAGACAAGAAAUUGCUAUAUUUUGGCAUAAGAAGAAAUUAAGUCCUAAAGUUAAUUUGGAACAGGCACCAAGGACAGAGCAGGUUGAUGAUAGAAGAGGGUCCUUCCAGAGUUCUCCUGUUCGGAAAGUGCAUGUGUGGACCUCUGCAGCAAGCAGUAGUGGUGUCAAUAAAGGAUCUCCAAUUAAAAAAUCUUCUGUUACCAAGUCUUUGCUAUUUGAGUCUGAGCCUCGGCAUGAUUCAGGUGCAGAGGAUCAGGGUUUGGACCGUGUUGCAGGCACAUUACCAGCCUCUGUGAGUGUUUUGUUUGGCAAAGUAGCAGAGACUUCUGAAGACAGAUACCAGCUGCUGGAGCAAAGAGACAAGAUAAUGCGGCAAGGCAGAUUGACGAGAACAGAGCUAGACUUGUCAAAGGUCUUUGUGGGGACAUGCCCUGACAUGUGUCCCGAGAAAGAGCGCUAUAUGAGAGAAACUAGGAAUCAGUUGAGCAUUUUUGAAGUACUUCCUGGCACAGAGAAAGUAGAUCAUGCUGCUGCAGUUAAGGAAUAUAGCAGGUCUUCUGCUGAUCAAGAGGAGCCACUCUCCCAUGAAUUGCGACCUCCGGCUGUUCUGAGCAUGACAAUGGACUACCUAGUGACUCGAAUCAUGGACCAAGGGGAGGGAAACUACAGAGACUGGUAUGACUUUGUGUGGAAUAGGACCCGUGGCAUUAGAAAGGAUAUUACUCAGCAGCACCUUUGUGACCCUCUCACUGUGUCAUUAAUUGAAAAAUGUGCACGCUUUCAUAUUCAUUGUGCUCAUCAUCUAUGUGAAGAGCCUAUGAUGUCAUUUGAUGCAAAGAUCAACAAUGAAAAUAUGACUAAAUGCUUGCAAAGCCUGAAGGAAAUGUAUCAAGAUUUAGCAAAUAAGGGCAUUCAUUGUCAAGGAGAACCAGAGUUCCGGCAAUAUAUGAUUCUGGUCAAACUUAAUGAAGGGGAUAUACUCAGAGAGGUGCAACAGUUUCGUGCAGAAAUAAGAAAUUCUCCAGAGGUUAAAUAUGCUGUCCAGGUGUUUGCUGCUUUGAAUAGCAACAAUUUUGUGAGAUUCUUCAAACUUGUCAGACGUGCUUCUUAUCUUAGCAGCUGCAUUCUGCAUAGAUAUUUCAAACAGGUGCGGCAGAGUGCUUUGAAAGCCCUAAACAUUGCAUAUACUGUAAGCCCCCAGAGGUCAACAGCGUUUCCAAUUGAUGGCCUUAUUCAAAUGCUGAUGUUUCAAGAUGCAGAUGAAGCAACUGAGUUUGUUGUACAGCAUGGGCUGGUAGCGACUGAUGGGAUGGUGGAGUUAAGCCGACUUGGUUACCAGGAGCCUGAAGUUCCUAUGCAUUCCAAGAAAUCGGCAGAUAUUUUGCAAAAGAGGACCAUGUUGAUUGGAGAGGUGGUAAAUGGUGGCCACUUACCAACUGCCCCAAAGCAUACACCAAUGUCCAGCUUUGAUGCCAGGAAUAAAUACAUAGGAGACAUGGUAACCACUAAGCCGUCUACGUCUGUUGUGAAAGCUCCAUUUGAAGCAACAGCGAUAAUAAAACCAGAGCCAAUGCCUGUGUUAUGUACUCCUUCAAACUCUUUGAUACGGUCAGUUGUACAGUCUGAUAUUCAGCCUACAUUAUCUUCUCUGCCAGCUGCUAAACCCCAGCCUAUAUACACUGAUCAGGAUAUAGCAGAUGUGGUUUUAAGUCUUGUAGAUGAUGUUGUUAAAGCAGAAUGCAUGGAGCUGUCCAAUCAAGUGGUUGAGUAUGCGAGAGCUGCACUUAAAGCUUCAGAAACUACGCUAUGUGAUUUAGUAAGUGAUGUUGUGGAUCAGUUAGUUCUUCUGACUUCAACUGAAGAAAUAAAUGAAGAAAAACAAAGAAUUGCAGAAGAGAAGCGUCGGAUUGAAGAAGCAAGAUUAAAGCAAGAGAAGGAGCUUUUCAUUACUCUGUUUAGCCAGGCUCUCUGCGCUGAACUCACAGAAGAUGUUUUAAUGCAGAGCAUCAAAGAGAUAGCAGCUUCAGAAAUCAGUCAAGCCAAACAGGAAAAGGCUGCAUGCAUUUCUCGUUGCACAGAAGAAGUCUGCUCUGGCUUGAUUGAAGAAACUUUAAGCAAGGAAAUACACCAACUCGCCAAAGAGACGCUGCAGAAAAAGGUGCAGUGUGUUCGCAUGUAUAUGAAGAGGUGGAGAGAUGUAGUAGCAGUUAGGAGACAGCUCAAGAGGCAGAUGAGGGGAUUUCCAGCUGCUCCCUGCUGUGUUGACCCCAGAAACAAACUGAAGGCAUUCUCUCCAAGUGCUCAGUUUCCUUCUACAGCUGAAUCCCUUGCUAAGGGCUUGAUAAACCUGGGGAAUGCAGGGAAUAUCUCAGUAUCCUGUACAAGGUUAAUGCAGUUGAGAGAGAAAUCCGCUCAUCAAAUGAGAGUUCUACAUUAUUACCAGGAGUUAGUAAGUGAGGCUUCAUGGACACCUUUAGACCUUCCAGCACUGAUUGUUGGCAGUAUGUUAGAUUACCAGGAGCUGAUCUUCUGGAAGGCUAUCAUCCUGUUACCCAGUAUUGAGGACUGCCAAAAGAAUAUUACCAAUAGAAUUUUAAGUGACUGGCUAAAGUCAAAAUUUAGCAGUGGGGACAAGCAAAAUUAUUAUGAAAAACAUGAAGAUGAAAUCCAGACACUGUCAUUGUGUAGUAAUUCUAAGGUCCAUAUUUGUAUUAAGAGCAUCCAUGGGCCGCUGAGUGAUUCUACACUCAAUGAAGUAGAGAGUCAGAAGGAACUUCUUGGAACCAGUGCCAUUCUAAUGUUAUUGCCUAGUUUACAGAGCAUAGAGUCAAAUCAUACAGAGGAGGAAGAUGAUGUCUAUUGGCUUUCUGCUUUGCUUCAACUCAAGCAGGUUCUUCAGGCCAAACCUUUCCAGCCAGCAUUGCCUUUAGUAGUCAUGGUUCCUCAGGAUGGUGAAGGAGUAGACAGUGAUGAACUACUGAAAGAAGGUUUGAUGCUUCAAGAUAUGGUGGAUGCACAGCUAAUUUCCGACUACAUCUUUGUUUACAUCCCAGAAUCAACAAAUGAUCUCCGAGGUUCAAAAAUGGUAUGCAGUUCAGUAAAGUGGUUGGCUUCUCAGUGCCCUCCUACUAUACAGCUUCAGUCUCAGACCCUGAUGCAUUUCAUUGAAGAUGGUUUUUGUAGAGAAUUUGGCAAAAGAUUUUAUCAUGACAAGACUAUAAGAAAGUCGUUGGGACUUCACUCCCAGGACCCUGUUUCCAUUAUUGAACUGUAUAACAGUGUAGUUCAUUUCCUGGCAGAACUGAUUUCUUGUGAGCAGCUGUCUGAGAUUUCCUGGCCUGCAAAGGAAUUUACCACUCUAGCAUCUCCUUCAGUAUUACCACAUAAGGAUUGGAACACAUCAGAGCAUCUUGUCUGGCUUAAGAAAGCAGUGCUUAACCUUCAGCUGCCUGAGAUGAAAUACUCAAGAGCACAAGAUUCCUUGCUUUCACAGUUCUUACAGUAUGCAUCACAGAUUCCUACAUGCACAGAGACACAGGCAGUACUACUGUCAAAGGUGAAGCAUCUUCAUCAUAAUCUGUGUAUGCUGGAGACAGGAUCAGAGAUGCAGCUACCUGAUCAGGCCCCUUGGGAUGAUUUCAUUCUUCUUUGCAUAGACCACUGCUUAAGUGACUGGAAAUCUCCUGGUUUACCUGUUAACCAAGAGGCUGUAUCUGAAGAUGGACAGAUCAUGGUGUAUUAUAUCAAGGAAGAUUUACAUAAGUAUACCCCCCCUUGCAUCUGGGAAUCUGCUAUCUUAAAAACACACAGGGAAGCAUUACAAAUAUCUACAGAAGCAACACACCGUUCCACAUUAUCAUCGGCAAACCAAUUCUCAAAUGAGCAUUUAAGAAACUCUGAAAGUUGUUCCCAGUCCUCCGUCCAUUUAGAAGACAGCAGCAGAUUGUCCUCCACAGAAGGACUGCCUCAUGACUUUUCGGCUCAGGAGACACUUUUUGACAAAGACAAGCUGCUUUGCAUGUUGGAAGAUGAGAAAAUCAAGAGUCAGAGGUUUGAGGAAUAUUUGCAUAAACUACAGGAGGUGGACCCUGUGGAUUCUUUUCCUAUGCCUCUCUAUAUUCCUCAUAGCCUCAUAACUACACCAGAAAUGAUUCAGUUUUCCAGUCCAUCACCCGGACCACUUGUGACAAAGGAGAGCCCUAGUGGUGCACCGAAAGCUUUGAACACCGAGAGUUCUGGCUUGCUGGCUACGGCUCCAGUUUCCAUUGAUAGUCGGUUGGAAGAGCUGAAAAGACGUAUAAAAGCCAGCCAAGAAGAAGAUGAGGCCUUUCGGAUUCAUCUGUCUAAUCUUUUAGAUAUAGUGAAUAUCUGAGGAUUGAACUGUCUUGUUAUUAAGAAAAAUAAAGAAAAGCAGUGCUGGUAUUUUUCUACUGAUAUUUUCAUAGAUUGUUGUGUUGUUGUAGUCUUUUGGACUUAAAAAAACGACUAUUUCUGGGACUCUAAUUGAGUGAACUUCAAAGAGCAAACAUAUCAACAGUUUGAGGAGUGAUGAACCAGACUGAAAGCAAAAAUUAAAUAAAUGUGUAUAUAUAUAUUUUUUUUUCUGUUGUAUAAUGACUUUAAAUAAAAAAAAACUUCAAA